Messenger RNA from Camponotus floridanus (Florida carpenter ant), 935 nucleotides. RefSeq names its product ribosome maturation protein SBDS (gene Sbds). The transcript has 2 exons. Gene Ontology annotation, biological process: cytosolic ribosome assembly; ribosome biogenesis. Lineage: Eukaryota; Metazoa; Arthropoda; Insecta; Hymenoptera; Formicidae. The coding region runs from base 146 to 907 and encodes 253 amino acids. The record is from RefSeq and is a predicted model, not a curated record.
GCGUAAUUUUAAUGUAAUAGUGUUUGCAACAUCUCUCAAAGCGUAAAUAAAAAUAGACGACAGAGAUGAGAUUUUUUUUUAUCGAUAGAUAGAUAUUUCGAAAUAGCUGAUACGUUGGGUCGAUUUUCUAGAAUUCGCUUGAAAAAUGUCGAAAAUAUUUACACCGACGAAUCAAAUAAGACUGACGAACGUUGCUGUCGUUCGCAUGAAAAAGGGUGGCAAGCGAUUCGAAAUUGCCUGUUACAAGAAUAAAGUAAUAUCCUGGAGAAAUAAAUUGGAGAAAGACAUCGACGAAGUACUACAAACGCACACAAUAUUCACUAAUGUAUCAAAGGGUCAGGUGGCAAAGAAGGAAGAUCUCGUAAAAGCUUUUGGUAUCGACGAUCAGACUGAAAUAUGUAAACAGAUUCUUGCAAAAGGCGAACUUCAAGUUUCCGAUAAAGAAAGGCAUUUAGCAUUAGACUCCAUGUUCAAAGAUAUUGCCACGACCGUCGCCAGCAAGUGCAUAAAUCCAGAAACUAAACAUCCAUAUCCAGUUUCUAUGAUCGAGAACGCCAUGCGAGAAGAAAUACAUUUUUCCGUCAAACCUAAUCGAAAUGCCAAACAACAGGCGCUGGAUGUCAUAUCGCAAUUAAAAGAAGUGAUGCCUCUGGAACGCGCCCAAAUGAGACUCAGGAUUGUUAUUCCAGAAAAAGAAGCGAGAAAAUUAAAGGACAAAAUCGUUAAAUUUAUAACUAAAAUGGAAACAGAGAAAUGGGAAAACGGAUCGUUAACGAUUACUUGCUUAAUCGAUCCAGGUCAAUAUAGAGGAAUAGAUGAAACGGUACGAUCGGAAACAAAGGGUACCGCUUUAUUAGAAUUAGUUAAUUUAAAUGAAGUAAUCGAAGGAGAAGAACUCUUAACAUAAAUAGUAAAGAACAGUAUGGUUGUUAAAA